This is a messenger RNA of Fusarium fujikuroi IMI 58289, 2079 nucleotides long. RefSeq lists its product as uncharacterized. Lineage: Eukaryota; Fungi; Ascomycota; Sordariomycetes; Hypocreales; Nectriaceae. The transcript has a single exon. Bases 1 to 2079 code for a protein of 692 amino acids. The record is from RefSeq and is a predicted model, not a curated record.
AUGGAGGACUUGUGUUCGGUCGAGCGAGCCGGAGUCGCGUUAGGUCAAAAGACGCUAUUCACCACCCGCAAUGAUGAGAAAGUUUUCUUAUCUAAAGGCUACAUCCCUCUACUGGUGAACCUCACCAUUGAAGACAAAGCAGCAAAAGGCUUGCGGAAGCACAAAGGUGGCAAUACGAGAGAGGAUGCAGUCUACGUCUCUGCACUCGAAGCCGUACGAGACAAUCGGUUCUUACUCCUCACCGGCCAAAGUGGCUCGGGCAAGACGACCUUUGCAGAAUACCUGAUAUUUGGCCAUACCACCGGUGUCUUUGAGAAAGACAGAGACGCAAUACCCCGCAAUGAAAGCGGCGAAAGACGGAAGGAGAUAUUGAGUGGGCUGAGAACGUUGCCAUUGCUCGUCACAGUCGCCAACACGCAAGACCUUGCAGAUGUUGACGACAAUUUACUUGCAAUUCUUGAAUCUUGGGACAGUAGAGAAAAAGAACGAGCAUAUGACGAACUGCUUCUUAUACUGGAUGGCACCGAAAAAGCAGGAUCGCAAGGGAUGAAGCACAUCACAUCUAUAGCCAACGCUAUUACUCCAAGACCGCACGUCAGGCUGCUCGUACUGGGUAGAGACGAGGAAACUCAAGACUGGACUCUGCCAGUAGGCUUUGCGAAGCUCCAAAUACUACCGCUACUUACGACUCAAAGAUAUGAGCUUGCUCGAAAACUGAAUCUGGAUACAGAUUAUGGUUCUGGAAACGGUGCUUCACGACCAGCUGUUUUUACCUUGUCCCUAGCGGCAGGGCAUGUCGGGGAUACCGGAGAAUGUGCCUUGGAUGCUUGGCUAACGGUUUUAAACCCCGAAGCACUUCAAGAUCUUCUACAUGGUGCGCUGGACGAAUGGGAACAUCAGCGGCACGGCCAGCUUAAUUCUCUGACAAAGACGACACAGAAAUGGCCAUUCGUUUUGUGCACUGCAGUUCAAGAGCUUUUAGUGGCUGCGCAGCUACAGACAGCAUCCUUUCAGGAGAUACUGGAUGUCUUUGACCAAGAUGCUAAAUCGGCAAUACCCAUUAUUCGAAGUCUUCUGAAUCGGUUUGCAAAGGGAGAAAAGCAGGAGAAGCUGAUCUGCGAACUUCUAAACCGGCAUGAGUAUGACCUCGAUGAGGAACAGGCUCAAUAUGCUGCACUUGUCGCCUCCGAAUUCAUAGACCUCAACAAUACGCCCUUGGUCACCCAAGCCAUCGCGCGCCUACUUAAGGUGGUCGAGAUUGGAACCCUCCCCUUAUCCUAUCGGGUUAUGGCCGGUCGCUAUCUCUCACUAUUUGGAGAUCCGCGCGAUCUGACAGAGUUGGUCGCAGUCACAGAAGGAACAAGCCUUUUUGGAUCGUCCAAUCAUCCUAACUCCAGGCCUGUUCACAGGCUUCAUAUUGGCCCCUUCAAAAUCGGCGCGUUUCCAGUCGUGAACCAAGACUAUGGAGAGUUUGUGCAGCAAACUGGUCGUACUUGGCUCAGCCAAGAUGGCUAUGAUCCCUAUUCGCGGAACACACCAGCGACAGAUCUCACAUGGCAUGACGCCAGAGAAUACUGCCAAUGGGUUACUCAAAAAUGGAGGAAAGAAGGUAAAAUAGGUCCCAACCAAACUGUGCGACUACCUUCAGAACCCCAGUGGGAGAGAGCAUCAAGGGGAGAUCAGCGCGAGCCUCAGGCAGGACAGAACGUUUACCCAUGGGGAACCAAUUUCGCAACGAGUCUAUCAAACUGCGAAGAACUAGCACUAAACAACAAAUGCACCGUCGGUCUAUUUCCCCAGUCCCGCUCACCGUUUGGCUGCUACGACAUGACAGGACAAGUAUGGGAAUGGUGCACAACCUUAUGGGGAAAAGAUAUGGCGACGCCAACGUACAUGUACCCAUGGGAAAUCUCAGAUGGCCGUGAGGAUUUAGAUGCGGACGGUUCAGUCAGGAGAGUUCUGCGAGGAGGGUGCUUUUCGAGUGGUCGAGCCAAGGCGACGUGCACUUAUCGCGGGAGUCUUGAGCCGACAGGGUUUUGGCGGGGUAAUGGGUUCCGCAUUGUGGUUGUUUCUGAAUAA